AUGAAUCCCGGAAGCUCUAGCUCCCAGGAGCGCCUCGAACACACGGAAUCCUUGAGCAUUUCCCCCGAGGUCUUCGAGAAACUGUACCUCUCGCCCAAGAACGCAGUAGCGGGAGACUUGAGAAAGACGUUUGGAAAUCCUACACCUGUAGGACUCGCCGGCUUCGUCAUCGCUGUGUCACCACUAUCCGCCGAACUGAUGGGCUGGAGAGGCGCAACCGGUUUGAGUGCAACGAUAGGAGUAAACUACUUCUUCGGCGGCAUGCUACUCAUCAUCGCAGCGAUCCUCGAGUUCUUCCUAGGCAACACCUUUCCCACCGUAGUCUUCUUUGGAUACGGAGCACACUUCCUAACAUUCGGCUCAACAUUCCAACCCUUCUACGCAGCCGUAUCAUCCUACACCACCGACGGCUCCCAACAGCAAACGCCCGCCUUCGCCUCCUCUUUCGGCUUUUAUGUGCUCUUCAUGGGCGUGCUCUCCUUCGUCUUUCUGAUCUGCUCGCUGCGCACCAACAUCGUUUUCGUAUUGAUCUUCAUCGCAGCAACGCUCGGUUUCUGCCUGGCUGCUGGUGCGUUCUGGACAACGGCGCAAGGGAUGGCUAUUGGAGCGAUAUUGCUGAAGGGGACGGGUGGUGCGUUCUUUGCGGCAGCAAUGUUUGGGUGGUAUUUAUUGGCGGUUAUUAUGUUUGCUACUUUGGAUCUGCCGUUCCUUGGGCAACUGCCGGUGGGAGAUUUGAGUACGGUUGUUAAGGGACGGAGUCAGAUGAAGGAGGUUUAG
Messenger RNA from Hyaloscypha bicolor E, 777 nucleotides. Its product is annotated as transcriptional activator of ethanol catabolism AlcS. The record is from RefSeq and is a predicted model, not a curated record. The transcript is spliced from 4 exons. Lineage: Eukaryota; Fungi; Ascomycota; Leotiomycetes; Helotiales; Hyaloscyphaceae. Gene Ontology annotation, cellular component: plasma membrane. Bases 1 to 777 code for a protein of 258 amino acids. Gene Ontology annotation, molecular function: acetate transmembrane transporter activity.